Rhagoletis pomonella (apple maggot) is the source of this 447-nucleotide messenger RNA. RefSeq lists its product as uncharacterized. NCBI's taxonomy places the organism in Eukaryota, Metazoa, Arthropoda, Insecta, Diptera, Tephritidae. Bases 1 to 447 code for a protein of 148 amino acids. The record is from RefSeq and is a predicted model, not a curated record. The transcript has 4 exons.
AUGUUGACAACACAUCAUUUGGCACAUUUGCAUCAUCAUCGUGGCAGCACAGCGGUGGAGUUGGAUAAAAUCACAAAUCUAAGUACGCACAUAGCAUCAAAGUCUUUACGUUACUGCCUGCAAACGAGCUAUAUGGCGCACAGUAAGCAUUCUAGCGAACAGCGGACGGAUUCUGCCAGCGAAGACGUACUCACCGAUAAUCCACACCAGGUGUUGCUCUUCUAUUUGGCGCAAUGUUUCCUACACGAACUAAUAAAAAAUUACAUACAGGUGGUUCUGAUGGACAUGUCCGGUUUUAACGAAAAUUGUGCUGGUCCCUCAAAUCUCGGCAAUGUCAUCAGUCAAAUAUUGCUAUGCAAACAAAUAAGGCCCGAUUUCAGUCAAAUUGAAUUAAGCAGCAUUACAAAGGAUUCACAGGACAUAGCGGUGCUAUUGUCCGAGAUAUAA